Messenger RNA from Setaria italica (foxtail millet), 1368 nucleotides. RefSeq names its product histone H1. Gene Ontology annotation, cellular component: nucleosome; nucleus. Gene Ontology annotation, biological process: negative regulation of DNA recombination; chromosome condensation; nucleosome assembly. Lineage: Eukaryota; Viridiplantae; Streptophyta; Magnoliopsida; Poales; Poaceae. The record is from RefSeq and is a predicted model, not a curated record. Bases 90 to 977 code for a protein of 295 amino acids. Gene Ontology annotation, molecular function: nucleosomal DNA binding; structural constituent of chromatin; double-stranded DNA binding. The transcript has 2 exons.
CACCAUCACCGAGCUCUCUCUCUCUCUCUCUCCUCUUCCUCGGCACGCACGCGCGCGAGCGAGCUCUCCUUCCUCGUUGAGGUGCAUUGAUGGCGACCGAAGUGGCUGACGCUCCGGUACCGCUGGCGGAGGCGGCCCCCGACGCCGCCGCCGAGGCCCCGGCGGCGGCCGCCGCCGACGCGAAGCCGGCCAAGGCUAAGAAGGCCGCCGCGCCGCGGAAGCGCACCAACCCGACCCACCCGCCGUACGCUGAGAUGAUCUCGGAGGCGAUCACGUCGCUCAAGGAGAGGACGGGUUCCAGCCAGUACGCGAUCGCCAAGUUCGUGGAGGACAAGCACAAGGACAAGCUGCCGCCCAACUUCCGCAAGCUGCUGCUGGUGCAACUGAAGAAGCUCGUCGCCGGCGGCAAGCUCACCAAGGUCAAGAACUCCUACAAGCUGCCGUCGGCGCGCGCCCCGGCCGCCGACAAGCCCAAGCCCAAGCCCAAGGCGAAGCCGGCAGCCGCGAAGCCCAAGGCGAAGCCCAAGGCCGGCGCCAAGAAGCCCAAGGCCGCCGCCAAGCCCAAGGCCAAGGCCCCCGCCAAGGUGAAGCCAGCCGCCAAGCCGAAGCCGGCCGCCAAGCCCGCGGCCAAGCCGAAGGCAGUCGCUGCGAAGCCGAAGCCAGCCGCCAAGCCAGCUGCCAAGCCCAAACCGGCCGCCAAGCCGAAGGCCAAGCCCGCAGCCAAGCCGAAGCCGAAGGGUGCUGCCGCCAAGCCGAAGCCCGCUGCCAAGACGAAGGCCGCUCCCGCCCCGUCCCGGACGACCCGCCCCGCCAAGGCCGCCAAGACGUCGGCCAAGGACACUCCGGGGAAGAAGGCGGCUCCGGCGGCCAAGAAACCCGCCGCCGCGGCGAAGAAGUCCCCUGCCAAGAAGCCUGCUCCAGCGAAGAAGGCGGCAGCCCCGGCGAGGAAGGUGCCGGCCCGGAAGGCGAAGAAGUAGAUUGUUCGGCGUCGAGGAAUCUAGGGUUUCGUUCUUGUUUGGUUCCUAGCUGUUUCUCUUUCUCUUCUCUUCCUUUUUCCUUAGUCGAGGGCGAGUCAGGGGUACUAGCUUGUAAAUUUGAUAUGGAAGCGGGGGUACACUGGACAUUGCGUACCCAUGGUGAAAAGACGAAGGCGACGACGAUGACGACGUGUUUGUUAGGUGUUGUAUUUCUGUAGCUGGUGAUGGGGAGUUGAGGUCCGCAUUGUGUUGUUAAAGUUUAUCAUGUGGUGAUAGUAUUUGUCGAGAAAUUACCUUACCUUUGCUAAUUUACUGUACUGGUGGCUGCUGUUUUGGCUCUGGCCUGAUCUGAUCUGAAUUCCAGAUCUGAAAUAGAAUGAUUUGGUGUGCA